This is a messenger RNA of Pochonia chlamydosporia 170, 417 nucleotides long. RefSeq lists its product as hypothetical. The coding region runs from base 1 to 417 and encodes 138 amino acids. The record is from RefSeq and is a predicted model, not a curated record. The transcript has a single exon. NCBI's taxonomy places the organism in Eukaryota, Fungi, Ascomycota, Sordariomycetes, Hypocreales, Clavicipitaceae.
AUGAAGGUUUCAUCCCUCCUCGCUUACUCCUCCGUUGCCCUCAUGGGCGCCGAAGCAUGGAGCUUCACCGUCUGGACCGGCGCCAACAAGUCCGGCGACAAGAGACACUACUUCAGCACCAUCGGUGAUAAGAACUGCUACAAUAUCGACACAGGCAUCACCUCCAAGGGUGUUGGCUCCUUUUCCUUCUGCAGCAUGUUCUGGUCCCGCUGCUCCAUCACCAUUCACGACGCCAUUGGGUGCAACGGCAAGAUCUUGGGCUCUGCCACUGGCGACGCCCCUAUUAAGGAGUGGCAGAAGGGCCAGACUAGCAGCGAAGGUUCCACGAUGAAGAGCUUUAGAAUUCAGGGUUGCAAGGAGCUGCCUAUCACGGGUGGUCAGCUUGAUUGCAACAUCUGCACUGAUGACCCGAAAUAA